Molecule: messenger RNA, 444 nt
Organism: Enterobius vermicularis (human pinworm)
Lineage: Eukaryota; Metazoa; Nematoda; Chromadorea; Rhabditida; Oxyuridae
Source: the annotation of a GenBank genome assembly
AUGCCUGGCCGUCAAGGACCGGCAGGACCACCAGGCGCUCCUGGCAACCCUGGAGCUUCCGGUGCCACCGUUCCAUUUUACUGCGCCUGUCCACCACGUACAGCUGCCUACAGUACUGCUGCGUCUUCUGGCACUUCAUCUCGAGGAAGUAGUGUUACUGUUACGAAGACUACUGAAACCACCUACAAGAGUGGCGGCAAUCAAUACGGGACAGGCGUUUACGGUAGUGGAGCCUACAGCAGCGGAGUGUACGGAGGGGGCAGCUCUUAUAGUUCCAGUGGCUCAUUAGGCCAUAGUUCCGGUUACACAGGAGGAAAUGCACUCAAAGCAGGUGGAGGGGCUGCUUACACUAACUUGGAAACAUAUGAACGUCCAGCAGGUCGUGGUAAAGGUAUUGUUACAACAAAGACAGAAACCAAAACUACAACGAUAGAGCACCAUUAA